AUGGUGGAAACACGAAAUAGCAAGCUAAAACAAAAAAACAAAACCGUACGGAUAGUAGGGAAAAGGACAUCAAAACACAUUGAAACUGAAAUUUCAACACAGCCCACAAAACGCGCCCGUAAAACAAUUGUUAAGGAAGUGACUGUAGAGUCAGAAUCAGGUGUGACAAAGAUUGAACCGACGUUAUCUAGCAUUCAUUCGAAACUUGCAGUUCAAGCAUCCAAGAAAAGAGCAGCCAUACUUGAAAAAUAUUUACGAGUUAAAGAAUAUGACCGUGGAGAUAUUAUUUUGGGGAUAAGAGUACCUGAUGUUAGAUCAAUUUCAAAAAAUCUUGGCUUUUUGCCAUUUACGGUUCUAAAAGAUCUUAUAAAUUCAAAAUAUCACGAGGAAAGGCUAUUAUCGGUCAUUAACUUGGUUGAUAAAUAUAAAAUCUCUAAGGAUUCAGAAGAAAAAAAAAUUUUAUUCGAAUUCUAUCUUAAUGAUAUGAGAGAGGGUAUUGAUAAUUGGGAUUUGGUUGAUAUCUCAGCAAGUCACGUAGUUGGUUCUUAUCUUAUAGAUAAGCCCGAACUUAAAAAAACAUGGCUGUUUGGAAGGUUGGUAAAUUCAGAUCGCCUUUGGGAUAGGAGAAUUGCAAUAGUAUCGACAUUAUAUUUUAUUAAUCAGGGUCAGUUUGAAGAUACGACAAAAUUGUCUGAAAUAUUAUUAAAUGAUGAGAAGGAUCUAAUUCAUAAGGCUACAGGAUGGAUGCUAAGAGAAGUGGGCAAGUAG
Messenger RNA from Funneliformis caledonium, 768 nucleotides. Lineage: Eukaryota; Fungi; Glomeromycota; Glomeromycetes; Glomerales; Glomeraceae. The record is from the annotation of a GenBank genome assembly.